Molecule: messenger RNA, 1077 nt
Organism: Stegodyphus dumicola
Lineage: Eukaryota; Metazoa; Arthropoda; Arachnida; Araneae; Eresidae
Source: RefSeq, a predicted model, not a curated record
AGACUCUGAUAUAUAUAUCCUAAUGGAAGAUCGUUCAAUCACGGCACUUUCCCAGAGUCAACAGAGCAGCACUUUUCUCACUUUUUUCUCUUCGAAAGAGACUACUUUUCAUUCCUGCUAUUGAAACUCACCGAAGAAGAUAUUCUGUCAAGCUGAUCAUUCGUCGCAUUACUAGAUAGCAAUUCAUGCAAUUAUGAAAGUUAUCGACAAACUAGUGCCUUACCUUUCGAUGUCAUUGUCAACCAUGGUCAUGGCACAGUUACCAUUUUUUCUGCAGCGCUUCAGACCAGUCAGACAUGGACUUUUAGGAUCUGCAUCAUCUUCAUAUCCUUCAUUAUUUUCACCUUUCUCAGCUUCUUCCUCCCUUUCACCCACUUACGGCUCACCAGGACUUCUGGGAUCUUCAAGCUUUGGAUCCUCUUCUCUCGGAUUACCUGGAGCAAAUUCCUUGUUUCUUGGAUCCCCAGCAUAUUCUUCGUCAAGUUUUGGGGCUUCACCAUUUACAAGUUUUUCAGCUGCGCCUUCCUCCUCUAAUUUACCAUCAUCUUUAUUUUCGGCAUCGAGUUUCGGUGUACCAUCUUACGGAUCACCGAGUUUCAGCUCAUCGCCUUUUGCAUCAGCAAGUCUUCAUUCUCCCACUAUUGGAUCUCCAAGUCUAGGUGCACAGAAAUUUGGAUCAUCGGCUUUAGGGUCUCAGUCUUUCGCAGAUUUAGGAACUAUCAGCAACUUCGAGGGAUUUGGAGGAUUCGAUCACGCUGAUCUCUUCGAUGAUUAUCCCGGAUUUUCUAACGUUGGAUUUGCAAAAGAUUUGAAUUUUGCUGGAUCCCAACAAGUCAAGUUUCAGACUCCAACUCCUUCAUCGUUCAAUAGUGAAUACGCCUUUCGUCGAAGAUCAGUAGACAAACAUUAAAGCUCAAAAUUGAUGUCACCUGGUGUGACAUCAAAAAGGUAUUAUUAUCACUGUAUCUCAUAAGUUAAUUCAUUUCAUGUUUCACUGAUAUUUCAUGCAUCUAUUUUGUAAAUAUGUUUUGUAAUUAAUUGUCUGCUCCUUUAAUAAAAUAUAUUGUUAUUUUUUAA